AUGUCCUUUGUCAAGAAAGGUGGUGAUAAAGACGAUACCAAGGGGAAACAACGGGCUGAUCUCUACACGAUCAAAGUCAACUGGUGGUACCGUGCUCGUGACAUCUCAAAGCACACUUCGGACUCGCGUAUCCUUUAUGCCUCAAUGCAUUCCGACACUUGUCCAAUGCAAAGUCUUCGGGGUAGAUGCACGGUGCUCCACAGGGAUGAGAUUGAGGAUUUUGAUCAGUACAAGAGUAUACCCAACCAAUUCUGGUUUGAUAAGUUGUUUGACAGGUAUAUGAUCAAGUUUUACGAUGUGAUACCAACGAUGAUGCUCUCGAAUUUACCCACUAAUUACUCCAAGGCUUUGAACAAACGGUUCCAAUACAUCUUUGUUGAACAAGGUCGUGCCAAGGAGAUGUUACAAUCACCAAAGAGUUGUAUCAAGUGUAACCAGUGGUGUUCACCAACGGACUCGAUCCAGUGUUGUGAGUGUGAUGAUACGUAUCAUUUGCUUUGUUUGGACCCACCAAUUUACAAGAAACCAGCUAGAGGGUUUGCAUGGUCCUGUAUCAACUGUGUAAAGAAAUUAGAGAGGAAGAAAUUGAUCUCCAAUUCACCUUUUGAAGACACUGAACCUCAACAGGACCACACAAUUGAAACUGAAGCUCAAACUGAUCAAGACGUCCAUGAGGAUCCACCAAAGUCACCGAUUUAUGAAGAACUAGCACAGGUCUUCUUAGAAAAGGAUGCAUCUAAUUCAUUCCAACAACGGCGUGAUAAAGAAGAGUGGGUAUAUCGCUAUUUGGGUAUGCAUGCAAAGUUAGAAGAUGCAUUAGAUGUUGAAGAUAGGCCUUAUCCAAGAGCUGCUUCAAGGUUGGGUCCUAGACAUCAACUCACAGGUAUUCAACCUUGGUAUGAACAUAAAGUUGUAUACUAUGAUACUUCUGAUUUAAACGAAGAGUUUCAAAGUCAAAAUAACGGUAAGAAGAAACAGAAAGACUCAAGGAAGAAGAAAAUGAACAACAACACUCAUAAAGAUGUUGAAGAGGAUCAGCCAGUCUUGCAUGUACCAGAAAAGUUUAGGGAAGUUUCACCUACUGAAUUCCCACCUUGGCUUCAACCAAGACCUGAAGGCUACAUUGAAAGAGGUGGUGACGACACAGUAACAUUGAUGUGGGAUCAACCAAAGGAGAAGGAGAUCAGCGAAAAGGUUGAGGAUUAUAUCAAACAAUGCGCACCAAUUGCUGAAUCGUUAUCGUUAUUGCCAAAUACUCCAAACUUUGUCGAUGCCAUAUUAAAGAAUUUAUUAGAUUGUGGUUACAAUUUCUCUCGAGCCAUGGAGUUGAACCAGAAAUUGACUAGAGAUUCUCUCAGAGAACCAACUUUCACCCCUAAGGAGGUUCAACUGUUUGAAAGUGGUAUUAGAAAGUACGGAUCUGAGCUUUGGCCAACGUUCAAAGAGGUCAAGAGUCAAACAUUCGCCAUGGUUGUGAGAUUUUACUACUUGUGGAAGAAAACUAAGAAUGGACAUUUAAUCUGGGAUAAUUUUGAAGGAAGAAAGAAGUACAACGCUAAGAAAAAAGAAGAUACA
Messenger RNA from Williopsis jadinii, 1575 nucleotides. It is a transcript of the gene SNT2, whose product is annotated as DNA-binding E3 ubiquitin-protein ligase SNT2. Gene Ontology annotation, biological process: histone catabolic process. Gene Ontology annotation, cellular component: Lid2 complex. The transcript has a single exon. The record is from RefSeq and is a predicted model, not a curated record. Lineage: Eukaryota; Fungi; Ascomycota; Saccharomycetes; Phaffomycetales; Wickerhamomycetaceae. The annotation marks the transcript as partial. Gene Ontology annotation, molecular function: chromatin binding; ubiquitin-protein transferase activity.